CCAAAGUCCCUCAACAUGAACAGUGCAUUCCUACUCUCAGCCCUCUUCUUCUUCUUCUUCACAAUCCUAAGCGUUUCACAUGCUCAAGGAGGGGGACCCAUCUCAAGUAUCACGAGAAGUCAUGAUCUUUCCAGCCAAACUCAUCAAUGGAGACACACCCAGAUGACGAAACCACAAGAGACCCAUGUCAAGUUUAAGUCUUUUCCACCUCCAAUGGUGCAAGCAGGUGUCUUGUGCUUCGUAGCAGCUGCUGUUUCGAGCGCAGGUGGGAUUGGUGGAGGUGGACUUUUCAUACCAAUUCUCGCUAUAGUUGCAGGCCUUGAGCUCAAGACAGCCUCGAGCUUCUCAGCUUUCAUGGUCACUGGUGGUUCCAUUGCGAAUGUCAUCUGCAACUUGAUCAUCAAGAGCCCCAAGUUUGGUGGCAAGUGCUUGAUUGACUAUGACAUUGCACUCCUCUCGGAGCCAUGCAUGUUGUUGGGAGUCAGUAUAGGUGUCAUAUGCAAUGUUGUCUUCCCCGAGUGGCUCAUCACGAUACUAUUCACAGUCUUUCUUGCUUGGUCCACCUUUAAGACCUGCAAAAAUGGGGUCUCGUAUUGGAAACUGGAGUCAGAGGAAGCGAGAGAGAUAGUACACUUGGAAAAAGGGUCUGUGCGAGAGGGGGGUUUUGAUGGGUCAGAGGAAGCCAAAAUUGCAAAAAAGCCUCUUUUGGGUGUUGAACCAAAAUGUCAAGAAAAGUUUCCUUGGAUGAAAUUGGGGGUUUUGGUUCUGGUCUGGUUUUCAUUCUUCCUCGUGUAUGUACUUCGUGGAAACCGAAAUGGACAGAGUAUCAUCACAAUUGAACCAUGUGGUCCAGGAUAUUGGAUACUCUCAUCUGUUCAGAUUCCACUAGCUGGGGUCUUCACUUCAUGGAUUCUUUUCAGGAAAGAAAGCAUUCAACAUCAAGUUUCGAGCCAGCAGGACAUUGAUGACCCAAACAGAGAAGGACCAACCAACAGGCUUAUUUUUCCGGUAAUGGCACUGUUAGCUGGACUUCUGGGCGGAAUUUUCGGAAUAGGCGGUGGAAUGCUUAUAAGCCCACUCCUCCUGCAAGUGGGAAUUGCACCUGAGAUUACAGCAGCGACUUGCUCGUUCAUGGUUUUCUUCUCGUCCACAAUGUCGGCACUCCAGUAUAUCCUAUUGGGGAUGGAGCACACAGACAUCGCCCUGAUAUUUUCCUUCAUCUGCUUCGUCGCAUCACUUCUGGGAAUAAUCGUAGUUCAGAGGGCCAUAAGAGAGUACGGGAGGGCCUCGCUCAUCGUGUUCUCCGUCAGCAUUGUGAUGGCUUUGAGUACGGUUCUCAUCACCGGAUUCGGAGCUGUUGAGAUCUGGAAUGACUACAUUUCAGGUAAGUAUAUGGGAUUCAAACCUCCCUGUCGACGACUCUAGCGCAUGGAAUUUUCGCUAAGCGCACUCGCUGUAAAAGUUAGAAACAGCUCGUUUCUCUUCAACUAGUAAGGAAUAGGGAGAGAUAGGCAUACUCUCAUCUCAGUUGGGACGACGCCAACACAUUUGAGCAUGUCUCUCUAUAGGAGACUGUUCCAACAGACUAGUUUUACUAUCUCCGGUAUUUUAUUGUGUAACAAUGGGAGCGGAAGGGCCGUGCAUGGAGCUUUCUUGACCUGGAAAGAUGAUCCUUUGUAAAAUAGUGUAAGACGAGUAUGAUAAUCCUUGCCAUGAGAUUGACUUUUCAAUAUUAAGCACGAUGGAGCAUUCAUACAA
Molecule: messenger RNA, 1758 nt
Organism: Syzygium oleosum
Lineage: Eukaryota; Viridiplantae; Streptophyta; Magnoliopsida; Myrtales; Myrtaceae
Product: sulfite exporter TauE/SafE family protein 5-like
Exons: 4
Coding region: 16-1425 (469 amino acids)
Biological process (GO): protein ubiquitination
Cellular component (GO): Cul4A-RING E3 ubiquitin ligase complex; membrane
Source: RefSeq, a predicted model, not a curated record